UCAUUCUAGGCUCCGAAAAAAAUGAGCCAACUUGUGGAAGGCCACUGGGAAUGAAGUUUGAGGCAGAAGAUCAGCUUCUUGUUGCUGAUGCAUAUCUGGGCAUUUUUCGACUGAAUGUUAAAAUGGGAGUGUUUAAAAAUAUAGUACACAGAGAGAGGUCAGCUAAGGGCAAGUAUUAUAGGUUCUUCAAUGACCUUGUUAAGAGUGAGGAUGGAACAAUAUUUUUUAGUGAUUCCAGCAGUAAAUGGCAACGAAGGGAAUUUGGAUAUAUUUUAAUGGAGAACGAUAAAUGUGGAAGAAUAUCAUGGUUCAGUGAGUCGACAAAGCAGAUUGAUUCCUUCAUUUCCAGUUCAUACUUUCCCAAUGGAAUAGUGUUGGGGCCAAAUAGUGAAUACUUCCUCUUCAGUGAAACCACACGUUUCCGAAUUCUUAAGUAUUACCUAAAAGGCAAGAAGGCUGGUUACACUGAGUCAUUUAUCGCAAACCUUCCCGGAAUGCCAGACAAUUUAAGUCCAAGCAGUAGUGGAGGAUUUUGGAUAGGUUUAGCAUUUCCAGGUGGCAGACUUGGCUCAAUGCCUGUGUUUGACUUUCUUUUCAAACAUCCAUGGAUUAGAAAUAUUAUUGCUAAGGUCAUGGAUCCCAGGACUCUUUUACAGUACCUACCAAAAUAUGGACUUAUAAUAGAAGUGGAUCAGAACGGUGAAAUCAUUCAAAGCCUUCACGAUCCUACAGGAGAGGUUAUAUCCAGCGUGAGUGAAGUGCUAGACACAGGAAAGGAGCUGUAUCUUGGGAGCUUUGGGGGUCCAUUUAUUGGAAGACUAAAUCUAACAAGAUCUAAAAACUAAUGUCAUCAACAAGCACAUUUGAUACUUUUUAUGUUUUUUUUUACCCUUAGAUCUAGGUCAUUUUAUUAUUAUUAUAAUUAUUAGCAUUAUUAUUCUAUUAAAGAUUUUAAUAAGAAAUGUAGUUGCUCCUUAAGCUAUAAUUUUAUUUUGUAUAUUUUGAAGUAGCAAUUUAGAUUUCCAAGUGUUGUAUAUUUCAUGGUUAAAAUCAUCAAACAGAAACAGAAGAAUAUGUUUGUAAUUGUUUCAAUUCAGUGGUUUCUUUGUAUGAUUCUAUUAUUUUAUUAAAAGGUGAACCUCAAAACAUGUACAA
Messenger RNA from Anneissia japonica, 1155 nucleotides. RefSeq names its product adipocyte plasma membrane-associated protein-like. The transcript is spliced from 5 exons. NCBI's taxonomy places the organism in Eukaryota, Metazoa, Echinodermata, Crinoidea, Comatulida, Comatulidae. The record is from RefSeq and is a predicted model, not a curated record. Gene Ontology annotation, biological process: biosynthetic process. Gene Ontology annotation, molecular function: strictosidine synthase activity. Bases 51 to 845 code for a protein of 264 amino acids.